Molecule: messenger RNA, 1667 nt
Organism: Anas platyrhynchos (mallard)
Lineage: Eukaryota; Metazoa; Chordata; Aves; Anseriformes; Anatidae
Product: 2'-5'-oligoadenylate synthase 1
Biological process (GO): defense response to virus; negative regulation of viral genome replication; regulation of ribonuclease activity
Cellular component (GO): nucleoplasm; cytosol; membrane
Molecular function (GO): 2'-5'-oligoadenylate synthetase activity; protein binding; double-stranded RNA binding
Source: RefSeq, a predicted model, not a curated record
GGUCCGGGGGAGAGGGAUAUAAAGCCGGAGCGGGAGGAAAGCGGUGCUGAGCUGGGGGAGCCGCGAUGGAGCUGUGGAACGUGUCCACCUCGGAGCUGGACGGCUGGGUGGCCGCCACCCUACAGCCCAGCACAGAUUUCGCCACGGCGGUGAAGAAGACGGUGCAGCAGAUCUGCGACUUCCUCAAGGAGGAGUGCUUCGAGGACAAAACCCGCGUCUUCAAGACGGUCAAGGGUGGCUCGGCGGGCAAGGGCACGGCUCUGCGCAACAACUCGGACGCCGACGUGGUGAUCUUCCUCAGCUGCUUCUCCAACUAUGUGCAGCAGCGGCAGGAGCACCCCACGAUCCUUCGAUUCAUCGAGAAGAGGCUCUUGGAGUGCAGGCAGAGGCUGUCGUUCACCGUCAGCAUCAGCCCGCCCCGCUACAAGGGUCGCUCCCUCAGCCUCACGCUCUCCUCCAACGGCGAGUCCAUCGAAGUCGACGUCCUGCCCACCUACGAUGCCCUGGGCCAGGUGAUGCAGGAUGGCCCGCCGGACCCGCAGGUCUAUGUGGACCUGCUGGACGUGAACAGCAACCCUGGGGAAUUCUCCACCUGCUUCACUGAGCUGCAGAAGAAGUUCGUGAAGCGCUGCCCCGCCAAGCUGAAGAACCUGCUGCGCCUGGUCAAGCACUGGUACAAGCAGAUACUGAAGCCACAGUACCCUGGCGCAGAACUGCCCCCCAAAUACGCCCUGGAGCUGUUGACCAUCUAUACCUGGGAGCAGGGCGCAAACAGCAAUGAAGCCUUCAAACUGGCUGAGGGUUUCUGCACCGUGCUGAAGCUGCUGGGCCAGUACCGGGACAUCUGCAUCUACUGGGAGAGGUACUACUCGCUGCAGCAUCACCGGAUCGGCGCCCACCUGAAGCAGCUGCUGCGGAUGCCCUGCCCCAUCAUCCUGGAUCCUGCCGACCCCACCGGCAUCCUGGGCCAGGGCAAGCGGUGGGACCUGGUGGCUAAGGAAGCUGCCCGGUGCUGCGCUUCCAUGCGCUGCAUCACCGGCGUCCAGCCCUGGAACGUGCAGCCGGCCAAGCCCGUGACGCUGGAGGUGAGGGGGCUGCAGGGCAACAGGCUGCGCAUCACCGUCAGCCCCAGCACCACCAUCUGGCAGCUGAAGGAAGAGAUCAGCAAGAAUUGGGGCAUCCCCCCGUACCAGCAGCGCCUGUCCCAGCAGCCGGCCGGGACCCCCCUGAUCCUGCACAACGACAAGAGCCUGGCCUCCUACGGCAUCUACUACGACACCACGCUGGUGCUGCUGCGCACCGAGCCCCAGGAGAUGGAAAUCUUCGUGAAGGACAUCAAGAACCAGACCAUGACGUACUCUGUGCGGCCCACUGACACCGUCUUGCAACUGAAGAAGAAGAUCAACAGCCGCCAGGGUAUCCCCGUCGAGCAGCAGCGCCUGACCUACGACUCCAGGAACCUGGAGGACCAACACACACUGCAGCACUACAACGUCCAGCCCAAGAGCACCAUCUACCUGCUUCUGCGGCUACGGGGGGGAGCGAGGCCCCAGCACCCCGGCUGCCCGUCCUCCUGAGCACCCCCAGGCACCCCACUUUGCUGUUUUCCCCCCCCCCCCAUCAUAUCCCAUUUUAUUUCUCCUGGAAAUAAAGUAUUUUAAAGACCA